This is a messenger RNA of Notodromas monacha, 4285 nucleotides long. Lineage: Eukaryota; Metazoa; Arthropoda; Ostracoda; Podocopida; Cyprididae. The record is from the annotation of a GenBank genome assembly.
AUGAGUAAAGUUGCCGAGGUUUCCAAUACUGAAAGUGUGAAAGGUUUUCUAGUGUUGUCUGAUGUGCUUCUGGAGAAACCGUUGGUUUAUGAGCUGAAGGACGAAGGGAAAAAUGUGGUCGGAUUUCCGGGAACAAAUGCCGACAUUUGUCUACCUUCGUUUGGAUUUGGUGAUGUGUUCAACAAUCUUCGUACCGAUCAUUGCUUCUCUGUUGAAUUCCACCGAGCGAGGAAGGAAUGGGUGAUCAUUAGGGCUUUUGACCAGAUCGAGUUUCUCAAUGUUCGGAAGCCAUGGGUGAGAAACACUGAGCUAUUUGGAGGCAGUGUAAGAUUCGUGGAAGGUCUCCUCAUGGGGAUGUUGUUGCCUGAGAGCUCUGCCUCACUUGACCACUUGGACUCUUUCAAAUUCAAUGCAGUUGUUUCUGAUCCUGAAUUUGUUUACCGCUUUGAAUUCUGGAUUGGCCACAGCGCUUCAGAAAUACUCAAUAAACUGCUGGAAGAAGACAACAAGUUGCUGCAUUUGCCGGAUAUCCUUUUAUCCAGAAUAGUGUCCUUCCUUCCUCCUUUGUCCGUGUUGCAAGAGCUACAUUUGGCUCUGCCAAACGUUCUUACGAGAGUAAAAAAGCAUAUUCCGUGGACGCGAGUUUCCGUGGAUGCAACGUUGGAUUCUUUCCGCACCCUGCAAAUUUUGUAUCCCGGUGCAGUGACUGACGUGAUUUUGGGCAGGAAUGAUCAGUUGACUGAAGAAUUGAACAAGGAUCUCAUUGAACCCUGGGCUGAGGUUGUGUCCAACAAGGCCCAGAUCAAAAGUGUGACUUUUACUGACAUACGCUCUUUCAGCACUUGGGGCUUCCCUUUGCACAAUGCGAAUAUAAUCAUGAUCGGCAACCAAGGAGGAGGGGUAUCCUUUGUCGAAUGGAGCAAUGAUUACUGUUCCUGGAAAUUCCUCAAGUUCCCUUCGCCUCAUUCUAUGCUCAAGUAUCUUCCUGUGAUGAAAAAUGUCAGUUACAAACCGUGUCCAAAUGAGGAAUACUGGUCAAAUGGUGUGCAUCACCUGGAGCAAAUUGAGAAAUUCAGAGCUGUUUUGGAACCCUGGUCUAGUCACGUGCCAUUUGAUAAACUGAGUGGCAUCAAGGUGCUGGAACUUGGGUUGAGUCGAAGGACGAACUUCGAAGGUGGUUGUGUGACGUUUGAUGUGCCGUUGUUGGAAGUACUCGGAGUACAUGUUUCUCUGUUGGACUCAUCGUACCUGGAUUUGACUCCUGAACGAAUGCAUGCUAGCGUGCCAAAACUGAAGCACUUGACCGUCUUUGGUGGCCUGGAUGACACAACGCUUGAAGAGCGGUUCGUCAAAGACAAUGAUCUCGUUGUGUGGAGUAACGUUGUGGAAUUGGUGCCAUUUUUGGAAACUUUGGUAUUGAAGAAUGUCCACCUGAGUUGGGGGUGUUUGUUGGAUCUUUUACGCGCUUGCGAAGGCCUCAGGUAUUUGCAGCUGGAAAUGUUUGCUCCUUUGGGAGCUGAUUUCUGCGAACGAGUCCUGCUUGAUGGGAUUCCGACUGGUGCCCGGGGGUCUUGUAUGGGGCGCCUUCCGAAGCGCACUUUCAUUGACUCGUUGCGAGUGUAUGUUCGUGGGGGAGCUGGGGGAAUGGGAUUCCCGAAAUUCGGAGGAUUCGGUGGAAACGGUGGCAAUGUCUCAUUUAUUGGAAGCGAAGAGGCGUCUUUGGCAAAGUUGAAGGAGAAAAAUCCAUCGAAGCGGUUCAUAGCUGGUAACGGAACUAACAGUAAAGCAGUCGCCAUUCUCGGUCAACCAGGGGCAAAUUUAGAUAUCAGAGUCCCUUGUGGCGUCGAGGUCGUCAAUGAACUCGGAAGAGUGGUAGCAUCAAUUGAUGAACCCUCUGAGAAGGUUCUGGUUGCGACCGGUGGGAUUGGCGGGAACCCGACGAAUCAAUACUGCGGACAACCGGGUCGUAGUGCCAUGUACGUGUUAGAUCUGAAGAUAAUCGCGGAUGUUGGUCUUGUUGGUUUUCCGAACGCCGGAAAAUCGACGUUUUUGAAAGCAAUAUCUCGAGCAAGGCCAAAAAUCGCUGCUUAUCCGUUUACUACUUUGGAGCCCCAAGUAGGUGUAAUCAAGUUCGAUGACUUGAGAACUUUCAGCAUCGCGGAUCUUCCGGGUCUGAUCGAAGGAGCUGCGACAGAAAACCGGGGACUCGGACACAAAUUCUUGAAACAUGUCGAAAGAACGAAGGUUCUUUUAUUUGUGGUUGAUCUCUUUGGAUUCCAGCUUAGUCCGAAACACCCAUUCAGGAAUGCGUUUGAAACUAUAUUAAUGCUCAACCGGGAACUUGAAGCUCACUGCGACGAGCUAAUUGAUAAGCCUGCAAUGCUUCUUCUGAACAAAAUCGACAGGCCAGGGGGUUACGACAAGUUUUUGGAAAUGGAAGAAAUCAUGAAGUCAUACCCAGAAUCCGCCCAGCACUUCUGGGAGCAGUUGGAAUCCACAGGCUCGAAUCCCAAGCCCUUCAAACCCGAGCAUUUAUUCGACUUUCGGAAAAUUUUGCCCAUGUCUGCGAAAAGCGAUGCAGGAAGUGUAGAAACCGUGAAGUGGGCGUUGCGAGAAGCUAUGGACGAAUUAGGAAAUGAGAAGUUGGAUCUGAACGCGGAUGAAGUAGUGGCUGUGACAGAGUCACGUAUCCGCGGUCACGGACCGACUUUGCUGCUUUUUUGCGUGACUUGGAAUGUGCAAGGAAGAGCCCCUUUGGGAAUCGAUGCCGAUUUGAAGCAGUUGUUGGGACUGAAUGACAACACUGACAAAGUCGAUGUAGACGUUUUCGCAAUUGGGCUUCAGGAGAUUCCGAUCGGACCCCAGUCCCUGUUGAAUGACACACUUUUCGACGAUGUUUGGUCUGAAGCAUUCGGGCGAUUGUUAUUCGCAAAAGGGUUCAUAAGAGUGAAACGAAUUCGAAUGCUCACUUCGCUGCUGUUGGUUUUCGUGAGGAAGAAGCAUUUGCUGCAGUGUCGUGAUGUUUUCACUGCAUCAACUCGUUCGGGAGUCGCUGGAGUUCUCGGAAAUAAAGGAAGCCUGACAGUGAGGAUGACGUUGCGAGGAACGUCGUUAUGCUUGGUGAACUCUCAUUUGCCGGCCCAUGAUUAUCUGUUGGGCGAGCGGAUCAAGUGCUACAAUGACGCUGUGAUGACGCAAUCCGUCCCGGUUCGUGAAACGCCAAAGAUUCUAUACCACGACUACGUGUUCUGGUUCGGGGAUCUUAACUUUCGACUAGAUGACGAAAAAUCACCGCUGAAACCUAGUCAAGCUCCGAAUGGUGUGUUGAACUUUGAAAAGGUAUUGGAGAAAAUCUCGGCAGGAAAUACGAAAGAGAUCUUGACGAGCCACGAUCAGCUGAACCGUUGUAUGCGAAAUAACGAAUGCUUCGCGGAAUUGAAGGAAAGUCUGCCGAGUUUUCCCCCGACUUACAAGUUCGUUGCUGGAACGAAUCGCUACGAUCCGGUGAAAUUGCCUGCCUGGUGUGACAGAAUUUUAUACGCAGUUGGUGACGGGAAUUACGACGAACUGGAGCUGAAGCUGUGUCAGCACAAGUAUAACUCAUUUCCCGGUUUGGCAUUGAGUGAUCAUCUUCCUGUUUACUCCGUCUUCUCUUUCACUGUGUUUCCAGAAAAAGGAAUCGAUGUGAAGUUCAGGGAACCUAUGGAAAAUUGGGUGAUAGGCGAAGAUGCUUUGAUUGAGCUGGAAGUUUUGCAUCGCCACACGAUUAAUCCCUUUGACUGGGUCGGAAUGUUCAGGAAAAACUUUGCAUCUCUGGAUGCGUACCAGUCCUACAUGUCUGUGGCAUCAGCACAAAGUCGAGACAUGGGCGACAAACGGCUUUUACGAGUAACGUACCCUACAUCUCUUAUCGUACCCGGGGAAUACAUUUUGAUGUACUUCGACCAUCGCAGCUCGUCUGUCUUGGGUAUCAGUUCAAGUUUCAAUGUGAGUUUCGAAGUCAAACCGUUGGCGAGACAGGACAGGACUGAAUAAUAUGCGUCGAAAGAUGGAUCUUCAUUUCGAGAACCGGAACAAAAUGAUUGAUAGCAAUCGUUGAUUUUUUGUUGGUGUUUAAAUGUUUGUAUGACCAUGUCAAUUGGAAAUUUUAAAACCUUGCCUUUCGUGUGGGAACAGGUAUGAAGCGACAAGUAUUUGCGUUUUUCUCAUUUUUUUGGGUUUAAGAUGGUGGCCUUGGAGGAGAAAACAUUGUUACCGUUGAGGAAGAAGGAAUUUUGAAACUGGA